UGAAGACCUUGCCAGUUUUAACUCUCGCAAAAGUGAAAACAGUUUUGGCCGAAGUAAUGAAGUAAGCUUCAUAAUGCAGUUAUUAAUCGGUUUUUGGAUCACUCUCGCUUUUGUUAUUUAUAUUUUCGCAGGACACAUAUAUAAUCCAAAAAGAAUACUAUGCGUUAAGGAUCCAGAUUCCAAUUUGAACUUUGCCUCUUUCUUCUAUUUAUUCAAGCCAUUGGCUUCGCAUGAUACAUGUUUUGCUGACUUUAAUAACACUAGGUCAACCAAUCGAUUUCGAAAAAUGGCCGAAAUAUCAUUAAAUAAUAAGUCUAAUCUAAAUUGCGGCGUGCACCACAUUCAUUAUUAUAAGUUCAUGAAGUCCAAGAUUACUUCAGAAAGCACAUUUAAAAAUAUUUAUCAAAUGCACUUCUUAAAUACACUUCUAAGCUGGCGAAAUGCAGUCUUCGACCUUUUUCCAACCUGGGACUAUCACUUAUUACGGGUGCAAAAUAAUUCAAUUAAAUAUAAAGAUAUAAAAAUGUUGAGCAGUACAAAAUGGAGGAUUAUUGCUAAGAAAUAUUGGAAUUCAAAGGAGCUCAAUCUGGCUAAACAAAGGCUACGACUUAACUCAAAAAUUCUACAGUUUUUUUUAUUGAUUCAAAGACGAAGGAUUUCCUUAUUAAAUACGCCUAAAGAAGGAUUUUCAAAUAGAAGACUGAGGAAAGAUGAUUUCUUUGAAUAUUUGUCGGCAACCGAAACACCCGAACUAUUCGACAAUUUAGAGUAUAUAAAAAAUAACAUAAAACAAAAUUUUGCUUCGCAAGAACUAUUGGAAAUGCAUAAUGAGACCAAUUUAAGCAACUUAACCAUGUCCAUAAGCAAUGAAGCUAAAUUAAACCAUAUAGUUUCAAGAGAAAACAUCAGCAAUCCCCAGAAUCUAGUAAGAUAUGCCAGAAACCAAAGGCUGUUAGAAAUGGUAACAGCUCCAAUAAUCAGUGCAGCAAUAAAUUUUUCAAUUUCGGACGCAACUUCAACUUGUGAAUUAUGCUCUGAAGCCUCAGAUGAAACGACAAACGUUUUCGAUUCUGCGGAAACAUGCGAGGAAUGUGCUUCUCUAAGUUCAAACAUAUUGAAUGAGUCUACUCCUACGAUAAGCGGUCCAGAUUCCAACUGCGAAUUUUGUACCGAUUUAACUGAGCUAAUGAGUACUACGGAGGAAGAUUGUGAGGAAUGCUCUGACUUUGUAUCACCAAGUGCCAGUAUAAAAUACCCGAACAGUGAAAUUGUCACAACAACAAUUGAGUCGCCAAUUUUAGAUGAUACGAAAAUCAUGUUUGGCUAUUUUUCAGAAAUAAUUACAAUGAUUAUGUAUGAAUAUGAAACAACAACUUUCAGGAGUGAUCCUAAACCGAACUCAGCUCUAACUAACUCUAAAUGUAAAGAAUGUUCAGAGGCAACAACUACCGAAUAUAUUGAAACCACUAUUGAGCGAACGGAACAAUCUGAAACUCCACUUCAGAUUAAUCAACUGUCAGGCUCUUCAUUUCACUUUUCGACUACGAAAAGAUCAACAAAUCGAUUGGAAUCUCUACUUAACUUGACUGCAGAAACAGACAGUUCAUUAAAAAUGUUGAUAACAGAUCAGUUGGAUAGGGAGAAUGAAACGAAACUUUCAUACCUUCUACCAGAGUCGACGAACAAAGAUCUAUUAACACGCACAGAAUCGACGCAACCAUCAAAAGCUAUACAUCAUAUGAGUCCAAUAACACCUCUACAUCCUGAGCAACAACUAGAGGCUUCAUCCCAGAUUGGUAUACCGCCAGGUGCUCCAUCCACAAUGUCGACCACAGAAAGAGAUCAUCCAACAGAAAAUAUGAAACAGUCAGAAACUUCACUUCCGCUUAAUACAAAAUCAAUCAGUCCUAAAAUGUGCGAUUGUACUUGCUAUUUGGAAAUAGGCAAAGAUUCGUGUUUGUGUGAAUGCAACCUUAAAGAAAGCACAUCAGAUGAGUCAAAAAGUGCAACCGCUAGUGCAUCUACCAUUUUAUUACACACAGAAACAAAUCGAGAACUCCACAGCAUGAAAGAUUAUGUUCCAAAAGGCACAACUUUACUUACAGAGGCCAGUCCAGAACAUUUCAGUAUUGAAUAUAUCACAACUAAAGGAGAUGCUAUAACUGGUAAUAAAACCACAAUCCCAUCGGAGCUUUCAUCCUUGGAAAUGAUAGAGUCAAUAACAAGCAGUAAACCAUCAACAUAUGAUAUUUGCGAUUGCACUUGCCUAUUGGAACAAGGAGAUGACUCGUGUACAUGCAACUGUAUGACAGAUACCAUUUCCAUUGAUGCCAAAGGGAAAAAUACAAAUCCAUCGACAUCCUAUCAAACAUCCCAAAAUGAAAUGGGAAAUCAAUCGCAAUUUGUACCUCCAUUAAGUACCGUAUUUAGUGGUCUAAUCAAAAUUUCAACCACAGACGAAGAACACCCAACGCAAGACGACGUAGAAAAAGUAUCAAAAUCUCCACUUCAAUUGAGUACAACCAGUGUAUUUAGUGGUCUACCAAAAUUACCGACCCCAGAAAAAAGCCACUUAACGCUAGAGGAUAAGGAACAACAGUCAAAGUCUUUACCUCUCUUAAGUACAAUAUCAAACUUUCAAUUUGAACAAUCAAGUUUCCUUGGCUGUGAUUGUACUUGCCAAUUGGAAAUAGGAAAAGACUCGUGUAUCUGCGAAUGCAACCCAAAUGGAAGUAGUUCAGAAGUCUCGGUCAGUGGAUCCGAUCAGUCAUUACCCACAGAAACAAAUCAAGAACUCUAUAGUGUAAAAGAUAAUAUCCCAAUACAGGAAGAAAAUGGUACUUCGUUACUUACAGAGGCCAGUCCAGAACCUUUCAGUAUUGAACAUAUCACAACUAGAGACUAUGCUAUUACUGGGAAUAAAACCACAAUGCUAUCGGAGUUUUCAUCCUUGGAAAUGAUAGAUCCAAUAACAAGCAGUAAACCAUCAACACAUAAUGUUUGCGAAUGCACUUGCCUAUUACAACAAGUAAAUGACUCGUGUACAUGCAACUGUAUGACAGAUACCAUUUCCAUUGAUGCAUCUAUGUUAACAGAAAGCCAAAUAAAGUCUAGCGAAGAUUUUCAGUACUCUUCAAACCCUUCUUCAUAUAAAAGUACACUUAAGAAUACAAAUACCAAACAGAGAACUACAAGUCUAUUGACAUUAUUACCAAUUUCGAGUACAGGACAAUAUCAAACAUCCCAAAACGACAUGGAAAAUCAAUCGCAAUCUGUACCACCAUUAAGUACAGCAUUUAGUGGUCUAACCAAAAUUUCAACCACAGACAAAGAUCAUCCAACAUUAAGUAGUCUACAAGAAAUACCAAACACAGGAAUAAGCCACCAAACACUAGAGGAAAAGGAACAACAGUCAAAGUCUUUACCUCUCUUAAGUACAAUAUCCAACUUUCAAUUUGAACAAUCAAGUUUCCUUGGCUGUGAUUGUACUUGCCAGUUGGAAACAGGAAAAGACUCGUGUAUCUGCGAAUGCAACCCAAUUGGAAGUAGUUCAGAAGUCUCGGUCAGUGGAUCCGAUCAGUCAUUACCCACAGAAACAAAUCAAGAUAUUCAUGGUGGGAAAGAUAAUACCUCAAAACCGAUAGGAAGUGAUACUUCGUUACUCACAGAGGCCAGUCCAGAACCUUCCAGUGUUGAACAUAUCACAAGUAAAGGAGAUGCUAUUACUGGUAAUAAAACCACAAUGCCAUCGGAGUUUUCAUCCUUGGAAAUGAUAGAGCCAAUAACAAGCAGUAAACCAUCAAUACAUAAUGUUUGCGAAUGCACUUGCCUAUUGGAACAAGGAGAUGACUCGUGUACAUGCAACUGUAUGACAGAUACCAUUUCUAUUGAUGCAUCUAUAAUAACAGCAAGCCAAAUAAAGUAUAGCGAAGAUUUUCAGUACUCUUCAAACCCUUCUUCAUAUAAAAGUACCCUUGAAACAACAAAAUCAGAAGAGAAAACUACAAGUCCACUGACAUCAUUACCAAUUUCGAGUACAGGACAAUAUCAAACAUCCAAAAACGACAUGGGAAAUCAAUCGCAAUCUGUACCUCCAUUAAGUACAGUAUUUAGUGGUCUACCAAAAUUACCGACUCCAGGAAUAAGCCACUUAACGCUAGAGGAUAAGGAACAACAGUCAAAGUCUUUACCUCUCUUAAGUACAAUAUCAAACUUUCAAAUUGAACAAUCAAGUUUCCUUGGCUGUGACUGUAUUUGCCAAUUGGAAAUGGGAAAAGACUCGUGUAUCUGCGAAUGCAACCCAAAUCGAAGUAGUUCAGAAGUCUCGGUCAGUGGAUCCGAUCAGAACACAGAUCCCACAGAAACAAAUCAAGAUAUUCAUGGUGUGAAAGAUAAUACCUCAAAACCGAUAGGAAGUGAUACUUCGUUACUCACAGAGGCCAGUCCAGAACCUUCCAGUGUUGAACAUAUCACAAGUAAAGUAGAUGCUAUUACUGGUAAUAAAACCACAAUGCCAUCGGAGCUUUCAUCCUUGGAAAUGAUAGAGCCAAUAACAAGCAGUAAACCAUCAAUACAUAAUGUUUGCGAAUGCACUUGCCUAUUAGAACAAAAAAAUGACUCGUGUACAUGCAACUGUAUGACAGAUACCAUUUCCAUUGAUGCAUCUAUGUUAACAGCAAGCCAAAUAAAGUCUAGCGAAGAUUUUCAGUACUCUUCAAACCCUUCUUUAUAUAAAAGUACCCUUAAAACAACAAAUACAGAAGAGGAAACUACAAGUCCAUUGACAUCAUUACCAAUUUCGAGUACAAGGCAAUAUGAAACAUCCCAAAACGAAAUGAUAAAUCAAUCGCAAUCUGUACCACCAUUAAGUGCAGCAUUUAGUGGUCUAGUCAAAAUUUCAACCACAGACAAAGAUCAUCCAACAUUAAGUAGUCUACAAGGAAUACCAAACACAGGAAUAGGCCAUCUAACACUAGAGGAAAAGGAACAACAGUCAAAGUCAUUACCUCUCUUAAGUACAAUAUCAAACUUUGAAUUUGAACAAUCAAGUUUUAGUGGUUGUGGUUGUACUUGCCAGUUGGAAACAGGAAAAGACUCGUGUAUCUGCGAAUGCAACCCAAAUGGAAGUAGUUCAGAAGUCUCGGUAAGUGGAUCCGAGCAGACAUUACCCACAGAAACGAAUCAAGAACUCUAUAGUGUGAAAGAUAAUAUCCCAACACAGGAAGAAAAUGGUACUUCGUUACUAACAGAGGCCAGUUCAGAACCUUUCAGUUAUAAAUAUAUCACAACUAAAGGCUAUCCUCUUACUGGUAAUAAAACCACAAUGCCAUCCGAGCUUUCAUCCUUGGAAAUGACAGAGCCAAUAACAAGCAGUAAGCCAACAAUAUCUGAUAUUUGCGAAUGCACUUGUCAAUUAGAACAAGAAAAUGACUCGUGUACAUGCAACUGUAUGACAGAUACCAUUUCUAUUGAUGUAUCUAUGUUAACAGCAAGCCAAACACCUUUACCUCAAUCCACAACAGAAAAAAGUAGUCCAAUUCAAGAAUCAACAAAGUUUCCUCAAUCAAGUACACAAACUGAAAGUAUAUUUUCAAGUCAAAGUCUAGAUGAAGAUAGAACAUCUGAAGAAGAUACAAGGACACUAUCGAUAUCUCCUUUUCAAUCAAGUACAAUGGCAAAUAGUUUACCUACUGUUUCGAGUGCAGCAAUUCAAACAAUUCAAGAGGAAACAACGGAAUUUUUAACUUCUUUACCUCAAUCCACAACAGAAGAAAGCAGUUCAUUUCAAGAAUCCAGUGAAGAAGAAAAUCAAAUGACAGAAAUGCCAUGGACACUAUCAACAAAGCUUCCUCAAUCAAGUACACAAACUGAAAGUAUAUUUUCAAGUCAAAGUGUAGAUAAAGAUAGAACAUCUGAAGAAGAUACAAGGACACUAUCGAUAACUCCUUUUCAAUCAAGUACAAUGGCAAAUAGAUUGCCUACAGUUUCGAGUGCAGAAGAUCAAACAAUUCAAGAGGAAACAACGGAAUUUGUAACUUCUUUACUUCAAUCCGCAACAGAAGAAAGCAGUUCAUUUCAAGAAUCCAGUGAAGAAGUAAAUCAAAUGACAGAAGUGCCAUGGACACUAUCAACAAAGCUUCCUCAAACAAGUACACAAACUGAAAGUAUAUUUUCAAGUCAAAGUGUAGAUAAAGAUAGAACAUCUGAAGAAGAUACAAGGACACUAUCGAUAUCUCCUUUUCAAUCAAGUACAAUGGCAAAUAGUUUACCUACUGUUUCGAGUGCAGAAAUUCAAACAAUUCAAGAGGAAACAACGGAAUUUUUAACUUCUUUACUUCAAUCCACAAAAGAAGAAAGCAGUUCAUUUCAAGAAUCCAGUGAAGAAGAAAAUCAAAUGACAGAAGUGGCAUGGACACUAUCAACAAAGCUUCCUCAAUCAAGUACACAAACUGAAAGUAUAUUUUCAAGUCAAAGUGUAGAUAAAGAUAGAACAUCUGAAGAAGAUACAAGGACACUAUCGAUAUCUCCUUUUCAAUCAAGUACAAUGGCAAAUAGUUUACCUACUGGUUUGAGUGCAGAAAUUCAAACAAUUCAAGGGGAAACAACGGAAUUUUUAACUUCUUUACCUCAAUCCACAACAGAAGAAAGCAGUUCAUUUCAAGAAUCCAGUGAAGAAGAAAAUCAAAUGACAGAAGUGCCAUGGACACUAUCAACAAAGCUUCCUCAAUUAAGUACACAAACUGAAAGUAUAUUUUCAAGUCAAAGUGUAGAUAAAGAUAGAACAUCUGAAGAAGAUACAAGGACACUAUCGAUAUCUCCUUUUCAAUCAAGUACAAUAGCAAAUAGUUUACCUACUGUUUCGAGUGCAGCAAUUCAAACGAUUCAAGAGGAAACAACGGAAUUUUUAACUUCUUUACCUCAAUCCACAACAGAAGAAAGCAGUUCAUUUCAAGAAUCCAGUGAAGAAGAAAAUCAAAUGACAGAAGUGCCAUGGACACUAUCAACAAAGCUUCCUCAAUCAAGUACACAAACUGAAAGUAUAUUUUCAAGUCAAAGUGUAGAUAAAGAUAGAACAUCUGAAGAAGAUACAAGGACACUAUCGAUAUCUCCUUUUCAAUCAAGUACAAUGGCAAAUAGUUUACCUACUGUUUCGAGUGCAGAAAUUCAAACAAUUCAAGAGGAAACAACGGAAUUUUUAACUUCUUUACCUCAAUCCACAACAGAAGAAAGCAGUUCAUUUCAAGAAUCCAGUGAAGAAGAAAAUCAAAUGACAGAAGUGCCAUGGACACUAUCAACAAAGCUUCCUCAAUUAAGUACACAAACUGAAAGUAUAUUUUCAAGUCAAAGUGUAGAUAAAGAUAGAACAUCUGAAGAAGAUACAAGGACACUAUCGUUAUCUCCUUUUCAAUCAAGUACAAUAGCAAAUAGUUUACCUACUGUUUCGAGUGCAGUAAUUCUAACGAUUCAAGAGGAAACAACGGAAUUUUUAACUUCUUUACCUCAAUCCACAACAGAAGAAAGCAGUUCAUUUCAAGAAUCCAGUGAAGAAGAAAAUCAAGUGACAGAAGUGCCAUGGACACUAUCAACAAAGCUUCCUCAAUCAAGUACACAAACUGAAAGUAUAUUUUCAAGUCAAAGUGUAGAUAAAGAUAGAACAUCUGAAGAUGAUACAAGGACACUAUCGAUAUCUCCUUUUCAACCAAGUACAAUGGCAAAUAGUUUACCUACUGUUUCGAGUGCAGCAAUUCAAACGAUUCAAGAGGAAACAACGGAAUUUUUAACUUCUUUACCUCAAUCCACAACAGAAGAAAGCAGUUCAUUUCAAGAAUCCAGUGAAGAAGAAAAUCAAAUGACAGAAGUGCCAUGGACACUAUCAACAAAGCUUCCUCAAUCAAGUACACAAACUGAAAGUAUAUUUUCAAGUCAAAGUGUAGAUAAAGAUAGAACAUCUGAAGAAGAUACAAGGACACUAUCGAUAUCUCCUUUUCAAUCAAGUACAAUGGUAAAUAGUUUACCUACUGUUUCGAGUGCAGAAAUUCAAACAAUUCAAGAGGAAACAACGGAAUUUUUAACUUCUUUACCUCAAUCCACAACAGAAGAAAGCAGUUCAUUUCAAGAAUCCAGUGAAGAAGAAAAUCAAGUGACAGAAGUGCCAUGGACACUAUCAACUAAGCUUCCUCAAUCAAGUACACAAGCUGAAAGUAUAUUUUCAAGUCAAAGUGUAGAUAAAUUUAGACCAUCUGAAGAAGAUACAAGGACACUAUCGAUAUCUCCUUUUCAAUCAAGUACAAUGGCAAAUAGUUUGUCUACAGUUUCGAGUGCAGAAGAUCAAACAAUUCAAGAGGAAACAACGGAAUUUUUAACUCCUUUACCUCAAUCCACAACAGAAGAAAGCAGUUCAUUUCAAGAAUCCAGUGAAGAAGAAAAUCAAAUGACAGAAGUGCCAUGGACACUAUCAACAAAGCUUCCUCAAUUAAGUACACAAACUGAAAGUAUAUUUUCAAGUCAAAGUGUAGAUAAAGAUAGAACAUCUGAAGAAGAUACAAGGACACUAUCGAUAUCUCCUUUUCAAUCAAGUACAAUGGCAAAUAGUUUACCUACUGUUUCGAGUGCAGCAAUUCAAACAAUUCAAGAGGAAACAACGGAAUUUUUAACUUCUUUACCUCAAUCCACAACAGAAGAAAGCAGUUCAUUUCAAGAAUCCAGUGAAGAAGAAAAUCAAAUGACAGAAGUGCCAUGGACACUAUCAACAAAGCUUCCUCAAUUAAGUACACAAACUGAAAGUAUAUUUUCAAGUCAAAGUGUAGAUAAAGAUAGAACAUCUGAAGAAGAUACAAGGACACUAUCGAUAUCUCCUUUUCAAUCAAGUACAAUGGCAAAUAGUUUACCUACUGUUUCGAGUGCAGAAAUUCAAACAAUUCAAGAGGAAACAACGGAAUUUUUAACUUCUUUACCUCAAUCCACAACAGAAGAAAGCAGUUCAUUUCAAGAAUCCAGUGAAGAAGAAAAUCAAAUGACAGAAGUGCCAUGGACACUAUCAACUAAGCUUCCUCAAUCAAGUACACAAGCUGAAAGUAUAUUUUCAAGUCAAAGUGUAGAUAAAUUUAGACCAUCUGAAGAAGAUACAAGGACACUAUCGAUAUCUCCUUUUCAAUCAAGUACAAUGGCAAAUAGUUUGUCUACAGUUUCGAGUGCAGAAGAUCAAACAAUUCAAGAGGAAACAACGGAAUUUUUAACUCCUUUACCUCAAUCCACAACAGAAGAAAGCAGUUCAUUUCAAGAAUCCAGUGAAGAAGAAAAUCAAAUGACAGAAGUGCCAUGGACACUAUCAACAAAGCUUCCUCAAUUAAGUACACAAACUGAAAGUAUAUUUUCAAGUCAAAGUGUAGAUAAAGAUAGAACAUCUGAAGAAGAUACAAGGACACUAUCGAUAUCUCCUUUUCAAUCAAGUACAAUGGCAAAUAGUUUACCUACUGUUUCGAGUGCAGCAAUUCAAACAAUUCAAGAGGAAACAACGGAAUUUUUAACUUCUUUACCUCAAUCCACAACAGAAGAAAGCAGUUCAUUUCAAGAAUCCAGUGAAGAAGAAAAUCAAAUGACAGAAGUGCCAUGGACACUAUCAACUAAGCUUCCUCAAUCAAGUACACAAGCUGAAAGUAUAUUUUCAAGUCAAAGUGUAGAUAAAUUUAGACCAUCUGAAGAAGAUACAAGGACACUAUCGAUAUCUCCUUUUCAAUCAAGUACAAUGGCAAAUAGUUUGUCUACAGUUUCGAGUGCAGAAGAUCAAACAAUUCAAGAGGAAACAACGGAAUUUUUAACUCCUUUACCUCAAUCCACAACAGAAGAAAGCAAUUCAUUUCAAGAAUCCAGUGAAGAAGAAAAUCAAAUGACAGAAGUGCCAUGGACACUAUCAACAAAGCUUCCUCAAUCAAGUACACAAACUAAAAAUAUAUUUUCAAGUCAAAGUGUAGAUAAAGAUAGAACAUCUGAAGAUGAUACAAGGACACUAUCAAUAUCUCCUUUUCAAUCAAGUACAAUGGCAAAUAGUUUACCUACUGUUUCGAGUGCAGAAAUUCAAACAAUUCAAGAGGAAACAACGGAAUUUUUAACUUCUUUACCUCAAUCCACAACAGAAGAAAGCAGUUCAUUUCAAGAAUCCAGUGAAGAAGAAAAUCAAAUGACAGAAGUGCCAUGGACACUAUCAACUAAGCUUCCUCAAUCAAGUACACAAGCUGAAAGUAUAUUUUCAAGUCAAAGUGUAGAUAAAUUUAGACCAUCUGAAGAAGAUACAAGGACACUAUCGAUAUCUCCUUUUCAAUCAAGUACAAUGGCAAAUAGUUUGUCUACAGUUUCGAGUGCAGAAGAUCAAACAAUUCAAGAGGAAACAACGGAAUUUUUAACUCCUUUACCUCAAUCCACAACAGAAGAAAGCAGUUCAUUUCAAGAAUCCAGUGAAGAAGAAAAUCAAAUGACAGAAGUGCCAUGGACACUAUCAACAAAGCUUCCUCAAUUAAGUACACAAACUGAAAGUAUAUUUUCAAGUCAAAGUGUAGAUAAAGAUAGAACAUCUGAAGAAGAUACAAGGACACUAUCGAUAUCUCCUUUUCAAUCAAGUACAAUGGCAAAUAGUUUACCUACUGUUUCGAGUGCAGCAAUUCAAACAAUUCAAGAGGAAACAACGGAAUUUUUAACUUCUUUACCUCAAUCCACAACAGAAGAAAGCAGUUCAUUUCAAGAAUCCAGUGAAGAAGAAAAUCAAAUGACAGAAGUGCCAUGGACACUAUCAACAAAGCUUCCUCAAUUAAGUACACAAACUGAAAGUAUAUUUUCAAGUCAAAGUGUAGAUAAAGAUAGAACAUCUGAAGAAGAUACAAGGACACUAUCGAUAUCUCCUUUUCAAUCAAGUACAAUGGCAAAUAGUUUACCUACUGUUUCGAGUGCAGCAAUUCAAACAAUUCAAGAGGAAACAACGGAAUUUUUAACUUCUUUACCUCAAUCCACAACAGAAGAAAGCAGUUCAUUUCAAGAAUCCAGUGAAGAAGAAAAUCAAAUGACAGAAGUGCCAUGGACACUAUCAACUAAGCUUCCUCAAUCAAGUACACAAGCUGAAAGUAUAUUUUCAAGUCAAAGUGUAGAUAAAUUUAGACCAUCUGAAGAAUAUACAAGGACACUAUCGAUAUCUCCUUUUCAAUCAAGUACAAUGGCAAAUAGUUUGUCUACAGUUUCGAGUGCAGAAGAUCAAACAAUUCAAGAGGAAACAACGGAAUUUUUAACUCCUUUACCUCAAUCCACAACAGAAGAAAGCAGUUCAUUUCAAGAAUCCAGUGAAGAAGAAAAUCAAAUGACAGAAGUGCCAUGGACACUAUCAACAAAGCUUCCUCAAUUAAGUACACAAACUGAAAGUAUAUUUUCAAGUCAAAGUGUAGAUAAAGAUAGAACAUCUGAAGAAGAUACAAGGACACUAUCGAUAUCUCCUUUUCAAUCAAGUACAAUAGCAAAUAGUUUACCUACUGUUUCGAGUGCAGCAAUUCAAACAAUUCAAGAGGAAACAACGGAAUUUUUAACUUCUUUACCUCAAUCCACAACAGAAGAAAGCAGUUCAUUUCAAGAAUCCAGUGAAGAAGAAAAUCAAAUGACAGAAGUGCCAUGGACACUAUCAACAAAGCUUCCUCAAUCAAGUACACAAACUGAAAGUAUAUUUUCAAGUCAAAGUGUAGAUAAAGAUAGAACAUCUAAAGAAGAUACAAGGGCACUAUCGAUAUCUCCUUUUCAAUCAAGUACAAUGGCAAAUAGUUUACCUACUGUUUCGAGUGCAGCAAUUCAAACAAUUCAAGAGGAAACAACGGAAUUUUUAACUUCUUUACCUCAAUCCACAACAGAAGAAAGCAGUUCAUUUCAAGAAUCCAGUGAAGAAGAAAAUCAAAUGACAGAAGUGCCAUGGACACUAUCAACAAAGCUUCCUCAAUCAAGUACACAAACUGAAAGUAUAUUUUCAAGUCAAAGUGUAGAUAAAGAUAGAACAUCUGAAGAAGAUACAAGGACACUAUCGAUAUCUCCUUUUCAAUCAAGUACAAUGGCAAAUAGUUUGUCUACAGUUUCGAGUGCAGAAGAUCAAACAAACCAAGAGGAAACAACGGAAUUUUUAACUCCUUUACCUCAAUCCACAACAGAAGAAAGCAGUUCAUUUCAAGAAUCCAGUGAAGAAGAAAAUCAAAUGACAGAAGUGCCAUGGACACUAUCAACAAAGCUUCCUCAAUCAAGUACACAAACUGAAAGUAUAUUUUCAAGUCAAAGUGUAGAUAAAGAUAGAACAUCUGAAGAAUAUACAAGGACUCUAUCGAUAUCUCCUUUUCAAUCAAGUACAAUGGCAAAUAGUUUUCCCACAGUUUCGAGUGCAGAAGAUCAAACAAUUCAAGAGGAAACAACGGAAUUUUUAACUCCUUUACCUCAAUCCACAACAGAAGAAAGCAGUUCAUUUCAAGAAUCCAGUGAUGAAGAAAAUCAAAUGACAGAAGUGCCAUGGACACUAUCAACAAAGCUUCCUCAAUCAAAUACACAAACUGAAAGUAUAUUUUCAAGUCAAAGUGUAGAUAAAGAUAGAACAUCUAAAGAAGACUCAAGGACACUAUCGAUAUCUCCUUUUCAAUCAAGUACAAUGACAAAUAGUUUACCUACUGUUUCGAGUGCAGAAGAUCAAACAAUUCAAGAGGAAACAACGGAAUUUUUAACUUCUUUACCUCAAUCCACAACAGAAGAAAGCAGUUCAUUUCAAGAAUCCAGUAAUGAAGAAAAUCAAAUGACAGAAGUGCCAUGGACACUAUCAACAAAGCUUCCUCAAUCAAGUACACAAACUGAAAGUAUAUUUUCAAGUCAAAGUGUAGAUAAAGAUAGAACAUCUGAAGAAGAUACAAGGACACUAUCGAUAUCUCCUUUUCAAUCAAGUACAAUGGCAAAUAGUUUGUCUACAGUUUCGAGUGCAGAAGAUCAAACAAACCAAGAGGAAACAACGGAAUUUUUAACUCCUUUACCUCAAUCCACAACAGAAGAAAGCAGUUCAUUUCAAGAAUCCAGUGAAGAAGAAAAUCAAAUGACAGAAGUGCCAUGGACACUAUCAACAAAGCUUCCUCAAACAAGUACACAAACUGAAAGUAUAUUUUCAAGUCAAAGUGUAGAUAAAGAUAGAACAUCUGAAGAAUAUACAAGGACACUAUCGAUAUCUCCUUUUCAAUCAAGUACAAUGGCAAAUAGUUUACCUACUGUUUCGAGUGCAGCAAUUCAAACGAUUCAAGAGGAAACAACGGAAUUUUUAACUUCUUUACCUCAAUCCACAACAGAAGAAAGCAGUUCAUUUCAAGAAUCCAGUGUAGAAGAAAAUCAAAUGACAGAAGUGCCAUGGACACUAUUAACAAAGCUUCCUCAAUCAAGUACACAAGCUGAAAGUAUAUUUUCAAGUCAAAGUGUAGAUAAAGAUAGAACAUCUGAAAAAGAUACAAGGACACUAUCGAUAUCUCCUUUUCAAUCAAGUACAAUGGCAAAUAGUUUUCCCACAGUUUCGAGGGCAGAAGAUCAAACAAUUCAAGAGGAAACAACGGAAUUUUUAACUUCUUUACCUCAAUCCACAACAGAAGAAAGCAGUUCAUUUCAAGAAUCCAGUAAAGAAGAAAAGGAAAUGACAGAAGUGCCAUGGACACUAUCAACUAAGCUUCCUCAAUCAAGUACACAAAUUGAAAGUAUAUUUUCAAGUCAAAGUGUAGAUAAAGAUAGAACAUCUGAAGAAGAUACAAGGACACUAUCGAUAUCUCCUUUUCAAUCAAGUACAAUGGCAAAUAGUUUGUCUACAGUUUCGAGUGCAGAAGAUCAAACAAACCAAGAGGAAACAACGGAAUUUUUAACUCCUUUACCUCAAUCCACAACAGAAGAAAGCAGUUCAUUUCAAGAAUCCAGUGAAGAAGAAAAUCAAAUGACAGAAGUGCCAUGGACACUAUCAACAAAGCUUCCUCAAACAAGUACACAAACUGAAAGUAUAUUUUCAAGUCAAAGUGUAGAUAAAGAUAGAACAUCUGAAGAAUAUACAAGGACACUAUCGAUAUCUCCUUUUCAAUCAAGUACAAUGGCAAAUAGUUUACCUACUGUUUCGAGUGCAGCAAUUCAAACGAUUCAAGAGGAAACAACGGAAUUUUUAACUUCUUUACCUCAAUCCACAACAGAAGAAAGCAGUUCAUUUCAAGAAUCCAGUGUAGAAGAAAAUCAAAUGACAGAAGUGCCAUGGACACUAUUAACAAAGCUUCCUCAAUCAAGUACACAAGCUGAAAGUAUAUUUUCAAGUCAAAGUGUAGAUAAAGAUAGAACAUCUGAAAAAGAUACAAGGACACUAUCGAUAUCUCCUUUUCAAUCAAGUACAAUGGCAAAUAGUUUUCCCACAGUUUCGAGGGCAGAAGAUCAAACAAUUCAAGAGGAAACAACGGAAUUUUUAACUUCUUUACCUCAAUCCACAACAGAAGAAAGCAGUUCAUUUCAAGAAUCCAGUAAAGAAGAAAAGGAAAUGACAGAAGUGCCAUGGACACUAUCAACUAAGCUUCCUCAAUCAAGUACACAAAUUGAAAGUAUAUUUUCAAGUCAAAGUGUAGAUAAAGAUAGAACAUCUGAAGAAGAUACAAGGACACUAUCGAUAUCUCCUUUUCAAUCAAGUACAAUGGCAAAUAGUUUGUCUACAGUUUCGAGUGCAGAAGAUCAAACAAACCAAGAGGAAACAACGGAAUUUUUAACUCCUUUACCUCAAUCCACAACAGAAGAAAGCAGUUCAUUUCAAGAAUCCAAUGAAGAAGAAAAUCAAAUGACAGAAGUGCCAUGGACACUAUCAACAAAGCUUCCUCAAACAAGUACACAAACUGAAAGUAUAUUUUCAAGUCAAAGUGUAGAUAAAGAUAGAACAUCUGAAGAAUAUACAAGGACACUAUCGAUAUCUCCUUUUCAAUCAAGUACAAUGGCAAAUAGUUUACCUACUGUUUCGAGUGCAGCAAUUCAAACGAUUCAAGAGGAAACAACGGAAUUUUUAACUUCUUUACCUCAAUCCACAACAGAAGAAAGCAGUUCAUUUCAAGAAUCCAGUGAAGAAGAAAAUCAAAUGACAGAAGUGCCAUGGACACUAUUAACAAAGCUUCCUCAAUCAAGUACACAAGCUGAAAGUAUAUUUUCAAGUCAAAGUGUAGAUAAAGAUAGAACAUCUGAAAAAGAUACAAGGACACUAUCGAUAUCUCCUUUUCAAUCAAGUACAAUGGCAAAUAGUUUUCCCACAGUUUCGAGGGCAGAAGAUCAAACAAUUCAAGAGGAAACAACGGAAUUUUUAACUUCUUUACCUCAAUCCACAACAGAAGAAAGCAGUUCAUUUCAAGAAUCCAGUAAAGAAGAAAAGGAAAUGACAGAAGUGCCAUGGACACUAUCAACUAAGCUUCCUCAAUCAAGUACACAAAUUGAAAGUAUAUUUUCAAGUCAAAGUGUAGAUAAAGAUAGAACAUCUGAAGAAGAUACAAGGACACUAUCGAUAUCUCCUUUUCAAUCAAGUACAAUGGCAAAUAGUUUGUCUACAGUUUCGAGUGCAGAAGAUCAAACAAACCAAGAGGAAACAACGGAAUUUUUAACUCCUUUAACUCAAUCCACAACAGAAGAAAGCAGUUCAUUUCAAGAAUCCAGUAAAGAAGAAAAGGAAAUGACAGAAGUGCCAUGGACACUAUCAACUAAGCUUCCUCAAUCAAGUACACAAAUUGAAAGUAUAUUUUCAAGUCAAAGUGUAGAUAAAGAUAGAACAUCUGAAGAAGAUACAAGGACACUAUCGAUAUCUCCUUUUCAAUCAAGUACAAUGGCAAAUAGUUUGUCUACAGUUUCGAGUGCAGAAGAUCAAACAAACCAAGAGGAAACAACGGAAUUUUUAACUCCUUUACCUCAAUCCACAACAGAAGAAAGCAGUUCAUUUCAAGAAUCCAGUGAAGAAGAAAAUCAAAUGACAGAAGUGCCAUGGACACUAUCAACAAAGCUUCCUCAAACAAGUACACAAACUGAAAGUAUAUUUUCAAGUCAAAGUGUAGAUAAAGAUAGAACAUCUGAAGAAUAUACAAGGACACUAUCGAUAUCUCCUUUUCAAUCAAGUACAAUGGCAAAUAGUUUACCUACUGUUUCGAGUGCAGCAAUUCAAACGAUUCAAGAGGAAACAACGGAAUUUUUAACUUCUUUACCUCAAUCCACAACAGAAGAAAGCAGUUCAUUUCAAGAAUCCAGUGUAGAAGAAAAUCAAAUGACAGAAGUGCCAUGGACACUAUUAACAAAGCUUCCUCAAUCAAGUACACAAGCUGAAAGUAUAUUUUCAAGUCAAAGUGUAGAUAAAGAUAGAACAUCUGAAAAAGAUACAAGGACACUAUCGAUAUCUCCUUUUCAAUCAAGUACAAUGGCAAAUAGUUUUCCCACAGUUUCGAGGGCAGAAGAUCAAACAAUUCAAGAGGAAACAACGGAAUUUUUAACUUCUUUACCUCAAUCCACAACAGAAGAAAGCAGUUCAUUUCAAGAAUCCAGUAAAGAAGAAAAGGAAAUGACAGAAGUGCCAUGGACACUAUCAACUAAGCUUCCUCAAUCAAGUACACAAAUUGAAAGUAUAUUUUCAAGUCAAAGUGUAGAUAAAGAUAGAACAUCUGAAGAAGAUACAAGGACACUAUCGAUAUCUCCUUUUCAAUCAAGUACAAUGGCAAAUAGUUUGUCUACAGUUUCGAGUGCAGAAGAUCAAACAAACCAAGAGGAAACAACGGAAUUUUUAACUCCUUUAACUCAAUCCACAACAGAAGAAAGCAGUUCAUUUCAAGAAUCCAGUGAAGAAGAAAAUCAAAUGACAGAAGUGCCAUGGACACUAUCAACAAAGCUUCCUCAAACAAGUACACAAACUGAAAGUAUAUUUUCAAGUCAAAGUGUAGAUAAAGAUAGAACAUCUGAAGAAGAUACAAGGACACUAUCUAUAUCUUCUUUUCAAUCAAGUACAAUGGCAAAUAGUUUACCUACUGUUUCGAGUAUAGCAAUUCAAACAAUUCAAGAGGAAACAACGGAAUUUUUAACUUCUUUACCUAAAUCCACAACAGAAGAAAGCAGUUCAUUUCAAGAAUCCAGUGAAGAAGAAAAUCAAAUGACAGAAGUGCCAUGGACACUAUCAACAAAGCUUCCUCAAACAAGUACACAAACUGAAAGUAUAUUUUCAAGUCAAGGUGUAGAUAAAGAUAGAACAUCUGAAGAAGAUACAAGGACACUAUCGAUAUCUCCUUUUCAAUCAAGUACAAUGGCAAAUAGUUUACCUACUGUUUCGAGUGCAGCAAUUCAAACGAUUCAAGAGGAAACAACGGAAUUUUUAACUUCUUUACCUCAAUCCACAACAGAAGAAAGCAGUUCAUUUCAAGAAUCCAGUGUAGAAGAAAAUCAAAUGACAGAAGUGCCAUGGACACUAUCAACAAAGCUUCCUCAAUCAAGUACACAAGCUGAAAGUAUAUUUUCAAGUCAAAGUGUAGAUAAAUUUAGACCAUCUGAAGAAGAUACAAGGACACUAUCGAUAUCUCCUUUUCAAUCAAGUACAAUGGCAAAUAGUUUGUCUACAGUUUCGAGUGCAGAAGAUCAAACAAACCAAGAGGAAACAACGGAAUUUUUAACUCCUUUAACUCAAUCCACAACAGAAGAAAGCAGUUCAUUUCAAGAAUCCAGUGAAGAAGUAAAUCAAAUGACAGAAGUGCCAUGGACACUAUCAACAAAGCUUCCUCAAUCAAGUACACAAACUGAAAGUAUAUUUUCAAGUCAAAGUGUAGAUAAAGAUAGAACAUCUAAAGAAGACUCAAGGACACUAUCGAUAUCUCCUUUUCAAUCAAGUACAAUGACAAAUAGUUUACCUACUGUUUCGAGUGCAGAAGAUCAAACAAUUCAAGAGGAAACAACGGAAUUUUUAACUCCUUUACCUCAAUCCACAACAGAAGAAAGCAGUUCAUUUCAAGAAUCCAGUAAUGAAGAAAAUCAAAUGACAGAAGUGCCAUGGACACUAUCAACAAAGCUGCCUCAAACAAGUACUCAAACUAAAAGUAUAUUUUCAAGUCAAAGUGUAUAUGAAGAUAUAACAUCUGAAGAAGAUACAAGGACACUAUCGAUAUACCCUUUUCAAUCAAGUACAAUGGCAAAUAGUUUACCUACUGUUCCGAGUGCAGAAAUUCAAACAAUUCAAGAGGAAACAACGGAAUUUUUAACUCCUUUACCUCAAUCCACAACAGAAGAAAGCAGUUCAUUUCAAGAAUCCAGUGAAAAAGAAAAUCAAAUGACAGAAGUGCCAUGGACACUAUCAACAAAGCUUUCUCAAUCAAGUACACAAACUGAAAGUAUAUUUUCAAGUCAAAGUGUAGAUGAAGAUAGAACAUCUGAAGAAGAUACAAGGACACUAUCGAUAUCUAAUAUUCAAUCAAGUACAAUGGCAAAUAGUUUUCCCACAGUUUCGAGUGCAGAAGAUCAAACAAUUAAAGACGAAACAACGGAAUUUUUAACUCCUUUACCUCAAUCUACAACAGAAAAAAGCAGUUCAUUUCAAGAAUCCAGUGAAGAAGAAAAUCAAAUGACAGAAGUGCCAUGGACACUAUCAACAAAGCUUCCUCAAUCAAGUACACAAACUGAAAGUAUAUUUUCAAGUCAAAGUGAAGAUAAAAACAGAAUAUCUAAAGAAGAUACAAGGACACUAUCGAUAUCUCCUUUUCAAUCAAGUACAAUGGCAAAUAGUUUACCUACUGUUUCGAGUGCAGAAAUUGAAACAAUUAAAGAGGAAACAACGGAAUUUUUAACUCCUUUACCCCAAUCCACAACAGAAGAAAGCAGUUCAUUUCAAGAAUCCAGUGAAGAAGAAAAUCAAAUGACAGAAGUGCCAUGGACACUAUCAACAAAGCUUCCUCAAUCAAGUACACAAACUGAAAGUAUAUUUUCAAGUAAAAGUGUAGAUAAAGAUAGAACAUCUGAAGAAGAUACAAGGACACUAUCGAUAUCUCCUUUUCAAUCAAGUACAAUGGCAAAUAGUUUACCUACUGUUUCGAGUGCAGCAAUUCAAACGAUUCAAGAGGAAACAACGGAAUUUUUAACUUCUUUACCUCAAUCCACAACAGAAGAAAGCAGUUCAUUUCAAGAAUCCAGUGAAGAAGAAAAUCAAAUGACAGAAGUGCCAUGGACACUAUCAACAAAGCUUCCUCAAUCAAGUACACAAACUGAAAGUAUAUUUUCAAGUAAAAGUGUAGAUAAAGAUAGAACAUCUGAAGAAGAUACAAGGACACUAUCGAUAUUUCCUUUUCAAUCAAGUACAAUGGCAAAUAGUUUACCUACUGUUUCGAGUGCAGAAAUUCAAACAAUUCAAGAGGAAACAACGGAAUUUUUAACUUCUUUACCUCAAUCCACAACAGAAGAAAGCAGUUCAUUUCAAGAAUCCAGUGAAGAAGAAAAUCAAAUGACAGAAGUGCCAUGGACACUAUCAACAAAGCUUUCUCAAUCAAGUACACAAACUGAAAGUAUAUUUUCAAGUAAAAGUGUAGAUAAAGAUAGAACAUCUGAAGAAGAUACAAGGACACUAUCGAUAUCUCCUUUUCAAUCAAGUACAAUGGCAAAUAGUUUACCUACUGUUUCGAGUGCAGAAAUUCAAACAAUUCAAGAGGAAACAACGGAAUUUUUAACUUCUUUACCUCAAUCCACAACAGAAGAAAGCAGUUCAUUUCAAGAAUCCAGUGAAGAAGAAAAUCAAAUGACAGAAGUGCCAUGGACACUAUCAACAAAGCUUCCUCAAUCAAGUACACAAACUGAAAGUAUAUUUUCAAGUAAAAGUGUAGAUAAAGAUAGAACAUCUGAAGAAGAUACAAGGACACUAUCGAUAUCUCCUUUUCAAUCAAGUACAAUGGCAAAUAGUUUACCUACUGUUUCGAGUGCAGAAAUUCAAGAGGAAACAACGGAAUUUUUAACUUCUUUACCUCAAUCCACAACAGAAGAAAGCAGUUCAUUUCAAGAAUCCAGUGAAGAAGAAAAUCAAAUGACAGAAGUGCCAUGGACACUAUCAACAAAGCUUCCUCAAUCAAGUACACAAACUGAAAGUAUAUUUUCAAGUAAAAGUGUAGAUAAAGAUAGAACAUCUGAAGAAGAUACAAGGACACUAUCGAUAUUUCCUUUUCAAUCAAGUACAAUGGCAAAUAGUUUACCUACUGUUUCGAGUGCAGAAAUUCAAACAAUUCAAGAGGAAACAACGGAAUUUUUAACUUCUUUACCUCAAUCCACAACAGAAGAAAGCAGUUCAUUUCAAGAAUCCAGUGAAGAAGAAAAUCAAAUGACAGAAGUGCCAUGGACACUAUCAACAAAGCUUCCUCAAUCAAGUACACAAACUGAAAGUAUAUUUUCAAGUCAAAGUGUAGAUGAAGAUAGAACAUCUGAAGAAGAUACAAGGACACUAUCGAUAUCUCCUUUUCAAUCAAGUACAAUGGCAAAUAGUUUACCUACUGUUUCGAGUGCAGAAAUUCAAACAAUUCAAGAGGAAACAACGGAAUUUUUAACUUCUUUACCUCAAUCCACAACAGAAGAAAGCAGUUCAUUUCAAGAAUCCAGUGAAGAAGAAAAUCAAAUGACAGAAGUGCCAUGGACACUAUCAACAAAGCUUCUUCCAUCAAGUACACAAACUGAAAGAAUAUUUUCAAGUCAAAGUGUAAAUAAAGAUAGAACAUCUGAAGAAGAAACAAGGACACUAUCGAUAUCUCCUUUUCAAUCAAGUACAAUGGCAAAUAGUUUACCUACUGUUCCGAGUGCAGAAAUUCAAACAAUUCAAGAGGAAACAACGGAAUUUUUAAAUCCUUUACCUCAAUCCACAACAGAAGAAAGCAGUUCAUUUCAAGAAUCCAGUGAAGAAGAAAAUCAAAUGACAGAAGGGCCAUGGACUCUAUCAACAAAGCUUUCUCAACCAAGUACACAAACUGAAAGUAUAUUUUCAAGUCAAAGUGUAGAUGAAGAUAGAACAUCUGAAGAAGAUACAAGGACACUAUCGAUAUCUCCUUUUCAAUCAAGUACAAUGGCAAAUAGUUUACCUACUGUUCCGAGUGCAGAAAUUCAAACAAUUAAAGAGGAAACAACGGAAUUUUUAACUUCUUUACCUCAAUCCACAACAGAAGAAAGCAGUUCACUUAAAGAAUCCAGUGAAGAAGAAAAUCAAAUGACAGAAGUGCCAUGGACACUAUCAACAAAGCUUCCUCAAUCAAGUACUCAAACUAAAAGUAUAUUUUCAAGUCAAAGUGUAGAUGAAGAUAGAACAUCUGAAGAAGAUACAAGGACACUAUCGAUAUCUCCUUUUCAAUCAAGUACAAUGGCAAAUAGUUUACCUACUGUUCCGAGUGCAGAAACUCAAACAAUUCAAGAGGAAACAACGGAAUUUUUAACUCCUUUACCUCAAUCCACAACAGAAGAAAGCAGUUCAUUUCAAGAAUCCAGUGAAGAAGAAAAUCAAAUGACAGAAGUUCCAUGGACACUAUCAACAAAGCUUUCUCAAUCAAGUACACAAACUGAAAGUAUAUUUUCAAGUCAAAGUGUAGAUGAAGAUAGAACAUCUGAAGAAGAUACAAGGACACUAUCGAUAUCUAAUUUUCAAUCAAGUACAAUGGCAAAUAGUUUUCCCACAGUUUCGAGUGCAGAAGAUCAAACAAUUAAAGACGAAACAACGGAAUUUUUAACUCCUUUACCUCAAUCUACAACAGAAGAAAGCAGUUCAUUUCAAGAAUCCAGUGAAGAAGAAAAUCAAAUGACAGAAGUGCCAUGGACACUAUCAACAAAGCUUCCUCAAUCAAGUACACAAACUGAAAGUAUAUUUUCAAGUCAAAGUGAAGAUAAAAACAGAAUAUCUAAAGAAGAUACAAGGACACUAUCGAUAUCUCCUUUUCAAUCAAGUACAAUGGCAAAUAGUUUACCUGCUGUUUCGAGUGCAGAAAUUCAAACAAUUCAAGAGGAAACAACGGAAUUUUUAACUUCUUUACCUCAAUCCACAACAGAAGAAAGCAGUUCAUUUAAAGAAUCCAGUGAAGAAGAAAAUCAAAUGACAGAAGUGCCAUGGACACUAUCAACAAAUCAAAGUGUAAAUAAAGAUAGAACAUCUGAAGAAGAUACAAGGACACUAUCGAUAUCUCCUUUUCAAUCAAGUACAAUGGCAAAUAGUUUACCUACUGUUUCGAGUGCAGAAAUUCAAGAGGAAACAACGGAAUUUUUAACUUCUUUACCUCAAUCCACAACAGAAGAAAGCAGUUCAUUUCAAGAAUCCAGUGAAGAAGAAAAUCAAAUGACAGAAGUGCCAUGGACACUAUCAACAAAGCUUCCUCAAUCAAGUACACAAACUGAAAGUAUAUUUUCAAGUAAAAGUGUAGAUAAAGAUAGAACAUCUGAAGAAGAUACAAGGACACUAUCGAUAUUUCCUUUUCAAUCAAGUACAAUGGCAAAUAGUUUACCUACUGUUUCGAGUGCAGAAAUUCAAACAAUUCAAGAGGAAACAACGGAAUUUUUAACUUCUUUACCUCAAUCCACAACAGAAGAAAGCAGUUCAUUUCAAGAAUCCAGUGAAGAAGAAAAUCAAAUGACAGAAGUGCCAUGGACACUAUCAACAAAGCUUCCUCAAUCAAGUACACAAACUGAAAGUAUAUUUUCAAGUAAAAGUGUAGAUAAAGAUAGAACAUCUGAAGAAGAUACAAGGACACUAUCGAUAUCUCCUUUUCAAUCAAGUACAAUGGCAAAUAGUUUACCUACUGUUUCGAGUGCAGAAAUUCAAACAAUUCAAGAGGAAACAACGGAAUUUUUAACUUCUUUACCUCAAUCCACAACAGAAGAAAGCAGUUCAUUUCAAGAAUCCAGUGAAGAAGAAAAUCAAAUGACAGAAGUGCCAUGGACACUAUCAACAAAGCUUCUUCCAUCAAGUACACAAACUGAAAGAAUAUUUUCAAGUCAAAGUGUAAAUAAAGAUAGAACAUCUGAAGAAGAUACAAGGACACUAUCGAUAUCUCCUUUUCAAUCAAGUACAAUGGCAAAUAGUUUACCUACUGUUCCGAGUGCAGAAAUUCAAACAAUUCAAGAGGAAACAACGGAAUUUUUAAAUCCUUUACCUCAAUCCACAACAGAAGAAAGCAGUUCAUUUCAAGAAUCCAGUGAAGAAGAAAAUCAAAUGACAGAAGGGCCAUGGACACUAUCAACAAAGCUUCCUCAAUCAAGUACACAAACUGAAAGUAUAUUUUCAAGUCAAAGUGUAGAUGAAGAUAGAACAUCUGAAGAAGAUACAAGGACACUAUCGAUAUCUAAUUUUCAAUCAAGUACAAUGGCAAAUAGUUUUCCCACAGUUUCGAGUGCAGAAGAUCAAACAAUUAAAGAGGAAACAACGGAAUUUUUAACUCCUUUACCUCAAUCUACAACAGAAGAAAGCAGUUCACUUAAAGAAUCCAGUGAAGAAGAAAAUCAAAUGACAGAAGUGCCAUGGACACUAUCAACAAAGCUUCUUCCAUCAAGUACACAAACUGAAAGAAUAUUUUCAAGUCAAAGUGUAAAUAAAGAUAGAACAUCUGAAGAAGAUACAAGGACACUAUCGAUAUCUAAUUUUCAAUCAAGUACAAUGGCAAAUAGUUUACCUACUGUUCCGAGUGCAGAAAUUCAAACAAUUCAACAGGAAACAACGGAAUUUUUAAAUCCUUUACCUCAAUCCACAACAGAAGAAAGCAGUUCAUUUCAAGAAUCCAGUGAAGAAGAAAAUCAAAUGACAGAAGGGCCAUGGACACUAUCAACAAAGCUUCCUCAAUCAAGUACACAAACUGAAAGUAUAUUUUCAAGUCAAAGUGUAGAUGAAGAUAGAACAUCUGAAGAAGAUACAAGGACACUAUCGAUAUCUAAUUUUCAAUCAAGUACAAUGGCAAAUAGUUUUCCCACAGUUUCGAGUGCAGAAGAUCAAACAAUUAAAGAGGAAACAACGGAAUUUUUAACUCCUUUACCUCAAUCUACAACAGAAGAAAGCAGUUCACUUAAAGAAUCCAGUGAAGAAGAAAAUCAAAUGACAGAAGUGCCAUGGACACUAUCAACAAAGCUUCCUCAAUCAAGUACACAAACUGAAAGUAUAUUUUCAAGUCAAAGUGUAGAUGAAGAUAGAACAUCUGAAGAAGAUACAAGGACACUAUCGAUAUCUCCUUUUCAAUCAAGUACAAUGGCAAAUAGUUUACCUACUGUUUCGAGUGCAGAAAUUCAAACAAUUCAAGAGGAAACAACGGAAUUUUUAACUUCUUUACCUCAAUCCACAACAGAAGAAAGCAGUUCAUUUCAAGAAUCCAGUGAAGAAGAAAAUCAAAUGACAGAAGUGCCAUGGACACUAUCAACAAAACUUCUUCCAUCAAGUACACAAACUGAAAGAAUAUUUUCAAGUCAAAGUGUAAAUAAAGAUAGAACAUCUGAAGAAGAUACAAGGACACUAUCGAUAUCUCCUUUUCAAUCAAGUACAAUGGCAAAUAGUUUACCUACUGUUCCGAGUGCAGAAAUUCAAACAAUUCAAGAGAAACCAACGGAAUUUUUAACUCCUUUACCUCAAUCCACAACAGAAGAAAGCAGUUCACUUAAAGAAUCCAGUGAAGAAGAAAAUCAAAUGACAGAAGUUAUAUUUUCAAGUCAAAGUGUAGAUGAAGAUAGAACAUCUGAAGAAGAUACAAGGACACUAUCGAUAUCUCCUUUUCAAUCAAGUACAAUGGCAAAUAGUUUACCUACUGUUUCGAGUGCAGAAAUUCAAACAAUUCAAGAGGAAACAACGGAAUUUUUAACUUCUUUACCUCAAUCCACAACAGAAGAAAGCAGUUCAUUUCAAGAAUCCAGUGAAGAAGAAAAUCAAAUGACAGAAGUGCCAUGGACACUAUCAACAAAACUUCUUCCAUCAAGUACACAAACUGAAAGAAUAUUUUCAAGUCAAAGUGUAAAUAAAGAUAGAACAUCUGAAGAAGAUACAAGGACACUAUCGAUAUCUCCUUUUCAAUCAAGUACAAUGGCAAAUAGUUUACCUACUGUUCCGAGUGCAGAAAUUCAAACAAUUCAAGAGAAACCAACGGAAUUUUUAACUCCUUUACCUCAAUCCACAACAGAAGAAAGCAGUUCAUUUCAAGAAUCCAGUGAAGAAGAAAAUCAAAUGACAGAAGUGCCAUGGACACUAUCAACAAAGCUUCCUCAAUCAAGUACACAAACUGAAAGUAUAUUUUCAAGUCAAAGUGAAGAUAAAAACAGAAUAUCUAAAGAAGAUACAAGGACACUAUCGAUAUCUCCUUUUCAAUCAAGUACAAUGGCAAAUAGUUUACCUACUGCUUCGAGUGCAGAAAUUGAAACAAUUAAAGAGGAAACAACGGAAUUUUUAACUCCUUUACCCCAAUCCACAACAGAAGAAAGCAGUUCAUUUCAAGAAUCUAGUGAAGAAGAAAAUCAAAUGACAGAAGUGCCAUGGACACUAUCAACAAAGCUUCCUCAAUCAAGUACACAAACUGAAAGUAUAUUUUCAAGUAAAAGUGUAGAUAUAGAUAGAACAUCUGAAGAAGAUACAAGGACACUAUCGAUAUCUCCUUUUCAAUCAAGUACAAUGGCAAAUAGUUUACCUACUGUUCCGAGUGCAGAAACUCAAACAAUUCAAGAGGAAACAACGGAAUUUUUAACUCCUUUACCUCAAUCCACAACAGAAGAAAGCAGUUCAUUUCAAGAAUCCAGUGAAGAAGAAAAUCAAAUGACAGAAGUUCCAUGGACACUAUCAACAAAGCUUUCUCAAUCAAGUACACAAACUGAAAGUAUAUUUUCAAGUCAAAGUGUAGAUGAAGAUAGAACAUCUGAAGAAGAUACAAGGACACUAUCGAUAUCUAAUUUUCAAUCAAGUACAAUGGCAAAUAGUUUUCCCACAGUUUCGAGUGCAGAAGAUCAAACAAUUAAAGAGGAAACAACGAAAUUUUUAACUCCUUUACCCCAAUCCACAACAGAAGAAAGCAGUUCAUUUCAAGAAUCCAGUGAAGAAGAAAAUCAAAUGACAGAAGUGCCAUGGACACUAUCAACAAAGCUUCCUCAAUCAAGUACACAAACUGAAAGUAUAUUUUCAAGUCAAAGUGAAGAUAAAAACAGAAUAUCUAAAGAAGAUACAAGGACACUAUCGAUAUCUCCUUUUCAACCAAGUACAAUGGCAAACAGUUUACCUACUGUUUCGAGUGCAGAAAUUGAAACAAUUAAAGAGGAAACAACGGAAUUUUUAACUCCUUUACCCCAAUCCACAACAGAAGAAAGCAGUUCAUUUCAAGAAUCCAGUGAAGAAGAAAAUCAAAUGACAGAAGUGCCAUGGACACUAUCAACAAAGCUUCCUCAAACAAGUACUCAAACUAAAAGUAUAUUUUCAAGUCAAAGUGUAGAUGAAGAUAGAACAUCUGAAGAAGAUACAAGGACACUAUCGAUAUCUCCUUUUCAAUCAAGUACAAUGGCAAAUAGUUUGCCUACUGUUUCGAGUGCAGAAGAUCAAACAAUUCAAGAGAAAACAACGGAAUUUUUAACUCCUUUACCUCAAUCCACAACAGAAGAAAGCAGUUCAUUUAAAGAAUCCAGUGAAGAAGAAAAUCAAAUGACAGAAGUGCCAUGGACACUAUCAACAAAGCUUCCUCAAUCAAGUACACAAACUGAAAGUAUAUUUUCAAGUCAAAGUGAAGAUAAAAACAGAAUAUCUAAAGAAGAUACAAGGACACUAUCGAUAUCUCCUUUUCAAUCAAGUACAAUGGCAAAUAGUUUACCUACUGUUUCGAGUGCAGAAAUUCAAACAAUUCAAGAGGAAACAAAGGAAUUUUUAACUCCUUUACCUCAAUCCACAACAGAAGAAAGCAGUUCAUUUCAAGAAUCCAGUGAAGAAGAAAAUCAAAUGACAGAAGUGCCAUGGACUCUAUCAACAAAGCUUUCUCAAUCAAGUACACAAACUGAAAGUAUAUUUUCAAGUCAAAGUGUAGAUGAAGAUGGAACAUCUGAAGAAGAUACAAGGACACUAUCGAUAUCUUAUUUUCAAUCAAGUACAAUGGCAAAUAGUUUUCCCACAGUUUCGAGUGCAGAAGAUCAAACAAUUAAAGAGGAAACAACGGAAUUUUUAACUCCUUUACCUCAAUCUACAACAGAAGAAAGCAGUUCACUUAAAGAAUCCAGUGAAGAAGAAAAUCAAAUGACAGAAGUGCCAUGGACACUAUCAACAAAGCUUCCUCAAUCAAGUACACAAACUGAAAGUAUAUUUUCAAGUCAAAGUGUAGAUGAAGAUAGAACAUCUGAAGAAGAUACAAGGACACUAUCGAUAUCUCCUUUUCAAUCAAGUACAAUUGCAAAUAGUUUACCUACUGUUCCGAGUGCAGAAAUUGAAACAAUUAAAGAGAAAACAACGGAAUUUUUAACUCCUUUACCUCAAUCCACAACAGAAGAAAGCAGUUCAUUUCAAGAAUCCAGUGAAGAAGAAAAUCAAAUGACAGAAGUGCCAUGGACACUAUCAACAAAGCUUCCUCAAUCAAGUACACAAACUAAAAGUAUAUUUUCAAGUCAAAGUGAAGAUAAAAACAGAAUAUCUAAAGAAGAUACAAGGACACUAUCGAUAUCUCCUUUUCAAUCAAGUACAAUGGCAAAUAGUUUACCUACUGUUUCGAGUGCAGAAAUUGAAACAAUUAAAGAGGAAACAACGGAAUUUUUAACUCCUUUACCCCAAUCCACAACAGAAGGAAGCAGUUCAUUUCAAGAAUCCAGUGAAGAAGAAAAUCAAAUGACAGAAGUGCCAUGGACACUAUCAACAAAGCUUCCUCAAUCAAGUACACAAACUGAAAGUAUAUUUUCAAGUCAAAGUGAAGAUAAAAACAGAAUAUCUAAAGAAGAUACAAGGACACUAUCGAUAUCUCCUUUUCAAUCAAGUACAAUGGCAAAUAGUUUACCUACUGUUUCGAGUGCAGAAAUUGAAACAAUUAAAGAGAAAACAACGGAAUUUUUAACUCCUUUACCUCAAUCCACAACAGAAGAAAGCAGUUCAUUUAAAGAAUCCAGUGAAGAAGAAAAUCAAAUGACAGAAGUGCCAUGGACACUAUCAACAAAGCUUCCUCAAACAAGUACUCAAACUAAAAGUAUAUUUUCAAGUCAAAGUGAAGAUAAAAACAGAAUAUCUAAAGAAGAUACAAGGACACUAUCGAUAUCUCCUUUUCAAUCAAGUACAAUGGCAAAUAGUUUACCUACUGUUUCGAGUGCAGAAAUUGAAACAAUUAAAGAGGAAACAACGGAAUUUUUAACUCCUUUACCCCAAUCCACAACAGAAGGAAGCAGUUCAUUUCAAGAAUCCAGUGAAGAAGAAAAUCAAAUGACAGAAGUGCCAUGGACACUAUCAACAAAGCUUCCUCAAUCAAGUACACAAACUGAAAGUAUAUUUUCAAGUCAAAGUGAAGAUAAAAACAGAAUAUCUAAAGAAGAUACAAGGACACUAUCGAUAUCUCCUUUUCAAUCAAGUACAAUGGCAAAUAGUUUACCUACUGUUUCGAGUGCAGAAAUUGAAACAAUUAAAGAGAAAACAACGGAAUUUUUAACUCCUUUACCUCAAUCCACAACAGAAGAAAGCAGUUCAUUUAAAGAAUCCAGUGAAGAAGAAAAUCAAAUGACAGAAGUGCCAUGGACACUAUCAACAAAGCUUCCUCAAACAAGUACUCAAACUAAAAGUAUAUUUUCAAGUCAAAGUAUAGAUGAUGAUAGAACAUCGGAAGAAGAUACAAGGACACUAUCGAUAUCUCCUUUUCAAUCAAGUACAAUGGCAAAAAGUUUACCUACAGUUUCGAGUGCAGAAGAUCAAACAAUUCAAGAGGAAACAACGGAAUUUUUAACUCCUUUACCUCAAUCCACAACAGAAGAAAGCAGUUCAUUUCAAGAAUCCAGUGAAGAAGAAAAUCAAAUGACAGAAGUGCCAUGGACACUAUCAACAAAGCUUCCUCAAUCAAGUACACAAACUGAAAGUAUAUUUUCAAGUCAAAGUGUAGAUAAAGAUAGAACAUCUGAAGAAGAUACAAGGACACUAUCGAUAUCUCCUUUUCAAUCAAGUACAAUGGCAAAUAGUUUGCCUACAGUUUCGAGUGCAGAAGAUCAAACAAACCAAGAGGAAACAAAGGAAUUUUUAACUCCUUUACCUCAAUCUACAACAGAAGAAAGCAGUUCAUUUCAAGAAUCCAGUGAAGAAGAAAAUCAAAUGACAGAAGUGCCAUGGACACUAUCAACAAAGCUUCCUCAAACAAGUACUCAAACUAAAAGUAUAUUUUCAAGUCAAAGUGUAGAUGAAGAUAGAACAUCUGAAGAAGAUACAAGGACACUAUCGAUAUCUCCUUUUCAAUCAGGUACAAUGGCAAAAAGUUUACCUACAGUUUCGAGUGCAGAAAUUGAAACAAUUAAAGAGGCAACAACGGAAUUUUUAACUCCUUUACCUCAAUCUACAACAGAAGAAAGCAGUUCAUUUCAAGAAUCUAGUGAAGAAGAAAAUCAAAUGACAGAAGUGCCAUGGACACUAUCAACAAAGCUUCCUCAAACAAGUACUCAAACUAAAAGUAUAUUUUCAAGUCAAAGUGUAGAUGAAGAUAGAACAUCUGAAGAAGAUACAAGGACACUAUCGAUAUCUCCUUUUCAAUCAAGUACAAUGGCAAAUAGUUUGCCUACUGUUUCGAGUGCAGAAGAUCAAACAAUUCAAAAGAAAACAACGAAAUUUUUAACUCCUUUACCUCAAUCCACAACAGAAGAAAGCAGUUCAGUUCAAGAAGAUGAAACAUCUCAAGAAGAUACAAAAACUCUAUCGAUUUCUCUCCCGCAACCAAGUUCAAUAGCGAGUCAUACACAAGCUAUUUCUAUUGCAGAAGAGGAUCAAAUAAUUCCAAAGGAGACAAGUGAGUUUCCGAAGACUAUACCGCAAUCGACAUCAAUUAGUUUAUUUCAAAGUUCGAGUGCAGAAGAUGUGACCUCUAAGUCUAUGCGUUUAUUAAGUACACCACAUAUUUCUAAACUAAAAUCGUCGACGUUAUCAACUCUUAAAAGUAAAGUUACCACUGAAACAACAACUGAGUAUUUUAUUUCCAACACCAAUACUUCACCCGAUUCCCUGCCUAUACAUAAUACAAUGACAGAAUCUAUGUCACUAUUGUCACAUCCAGUUAGUGGGUUUUCUGAAAUACCAAGUUUGCUUUCGACAUCAUAUAAAGCAACGAGUCAACAAUCUCUGAAAAUCAUAGAAAAUGUAACAAGCUCUCAAUAUGAAAUUGUUUAUCAUAGCUCAACUAAUCCAGUGAUGACCGACAUCAUUGAUUCAUCUUUACCCUUAGAUUUAAUUACUAUCUCGCAGGAAAUAUCAAGUUCACCGAAAAGUCAAGAUAGCUUUGAAACAGAAGACAUUGCUAUAAAGCCAACUUUAUCUGGAAUACCAAGCCAUCUUAAUAGUUAUACUAAAGAUGCAAUGAGUAAUACGGGUUUUACUACAAUAUUUAGCGAUGAGGUCACCGGAACAAUAACGACAGACACGAAUGCAAAUUCCUCAGACUAUACAACCUAUAAAGGAUCAGAAAAUACAUUACAAAGUUUAACUGAUCCAGAAAUAAAAACCACAACAACAAAAAUUCAAACAACAACAUCUGAUAAAUCAAAAGCAAUGGAACACGAACAACAGACAGAAACAUUCCCUUCCUUAAUUGCCAGUGCCACAGAUGCCGCUAUUACUAAACAAUCGCAAACAAUAAAUUUAUACUCAGAAGAAUUUAGUACUGAAGGAAUCGAGACAAUACCCACAUUUUCAAUUACACUAAAAAGUUCAAGUAAUCCAGAACAAAUAUCUAAAACUGCAACAGAAAUAUCAAAACCGGAUAAAAAUCAGUCAGAACAAACGCUUAGUUCUCUUCCUGAAUUAUCAUCGACGAGUAUAUUCAUACACUCGGAUAUUUCCAGCUCUAAGGAAAUAACAAUGGAUAGUGAAAAGACCGAAAACACAAGUAGGAAAACUACAAAUACGUUCUUAGUAAAUACAAGUAAUACAGCAGUUACAACAUUGCCUACCACCGAGACUUCAGAUGUGCUAACAACAGGAACUACUGAAACUACUUCCGAGGAACCGCUUUGUUUGUGUACUUGCGUAAUUGAUCCCGAUGAGGAUAUUUGCUCGUGUAAUUGCAAAAUUACGAAGAGUACACCGACAGCAAACACUACUUCAAAGAAUACUCAGUGGGAUGGUUCCUCUACAAAAUCGCUUGGACAAGAAGGAAUAAGAAACCAAACAAGUGUCGUGCACACUACCAAGUACUCUACAACCGAUAAAUAUUUGUCAAAGGAACCCACAAAAACCCUUACAUUUCCAAAGCUAAGCACUAAACAAAAUAUUACUGAGAAAACUACAAUACAGAAUUUAUCGUUGAAUUCUAAUAUUGACAAGUCAACAACAUUAACUCAGCCAUAUUCUGAUAUGGACAUUACGAAGUACUCCACAACCGUUGGAUUUUUGUCAACGGAACCUACAAAAACCUUUACAUUUUCAAAAUUAAGCACUAAACAAAAUAUUGCGGAGAAAAGUACGGCGCAGAAUUUAUCGUUGAAUUCUAAUAUUGAGAAGUCAACAACAUUAGCUCAGCAAUAUUCAGAUACGGACACUACACAGUACUUUACAACAGUCGAAUUUUUGUCGACGGAACCCACAAGAACCCUUACACAAAAUAUUACUGGAAGGACCACAAUCGACAAUCAAUCAAUAGCAUAUUCUGAUACGGAGACUACGAAGUACUUCACAACCGUCGGACUUUGGUCGAAGGAACCCACAAAUACUUUUACAUUUUCAAAGUUAAGCACUAAACAAAAUAUUACUGAGAAAACUACAAUACAGAAUUUAUUAGUGCAGUCUAAUAUUGAUAAGUCAGCAACAUUAACUCAGCCAUAUUCUAAGAUGGACAUUACGAAGUACUCCACAGCCGUGGGACUUUCGUCGAAGGAACCCACAAAAACCUCUACAUUUUCAAAAUUAAGCACUAAAGCAAAUAUUGCGGAGAAAAGUACGGCGCAGAAUUUAUCGUUGAAUUCUAAUAUUGAGAAGUCAACAACAUUAGCUCAGCAAUAUUCAGAUACGGACACUACACAGUACUUUACAACAGUCGAAUUUUUGUCGACGGAACCCACAAGAACCCUUACACAAAAUAUUACUGGAAGGACCACAAUCGACAAUCAAUCAAUAGCAUAUUCUGAUACGGAGACUACGAAGUACUUCACAACCGUCGGACUUUGGUCGAAGGAACCCACAAAUACUUUUACAUUUUCAAAGUUAAGCACUAAACAAAAUAUUACUGAGAAAACUACAAUACAGAAUUUAUUAGUGCAGUCUAAUAUUGAUAAGUCAGCAACAUUAACUCAGCCAUAUUCUAAGAUGGACAUUACGAAGUACUCCACAGCCGUGGGACUUUCGUCAAAGGAACCCACAAAAACCCUUACAUUUUCAAAAUUAAGCACUAAAGAAAAUAUUACUGAAAAAACUACAAUACAGAAUUUAUCAACGCAUUCUAAUAUUGAUAAGUCAACAACAUUAGCAACGAAGUACUUCACAACAGUCGAAUUUUUCUCGAAGGAACCCACAAAUAAAACCUUUACCUUGUCAAAUUUAAGCACUAAACAAAAUAUUACUGAGAAAACUACAAUAGAGAAUUUAUCGUUGAAUUCUAAUAUUGACAAGUCAACAACAUUAACUCAGCCAUACUCUAAUACGGACAUUACGAAGUACUCCACAACCGUCGGAUAUUUUUCGCAGGAACCCACAAAUAAAACCUUUACAUUUUCAAAGUUUAGCACCACACAAAAUAUUACUGGAAAGCCCACAAUCGACAAUCAAUCAAUAACAUCAACUCAGCAAUAUUCUGAUACCGAGAUUACGAAGUACUCCACAACCGUUGGACUUUUGUCGAAGGAACCUACAAAAACCCUUACAUUUUCAAAGUUAAGCACUAAACAAAAUAUUACUGAGAGAAGCACGGUAGAUAAUUUAUCGUUGAAUACUAAUGUUGAUAAGUCAAAUACAUUAACUCAGACAUAUUCUGAGAUGGACAUUACGAAGUACUCCACAACCGCUGGAUUUUUGUCGAAGGAACCCACAAAAACCCUUACAUUUUCAAAGUUAGAACCGACCGAGCACAUCAGCACCAUUAUAAAUUUUACUGGGAAAGACACAACGGAAUAUAUGAUAUCACAAUCCAGUAUUGAGAAUGAAAGUGAUACCCAAUUGAUCUCGACAACUGAAAAUUUUAUAGUGACAACAAGCUCAGAGACCACAGAAGUUAAUGUGUGGGAGGAGAUCGACAAAAGACUUGAUGAUCUACAAAAUAGGUAUACGAUUCGAGAAAACAACUCUUUGGAAAAUUCGGAAUUUAAAGAACAAUUCAGUAAGAUAGACUCGUCGAUAAAUUUGGGUAAACUUCCGGGUAAUAUUAGAGCUAGCCUGUACGCAAAUUUUACAAUUUACGACAAAAUGAGAAUCGAGCUGGAAUCCAUCAUUUUAUUUAAGCUGAACAAAAUUUUGGAAAAUAUGAACGCAACGAAAUCGACUCCAGCGUGUAUUGAUUAUUAUAAAAAUAUGUCCAAAAAUUUAGUUGCAGGCUUGGCUAUGUCAAAUACUGAAAAGUGGGACAUAAUAAGAAAAAAUCACCUCAUUUGUCAUAUAAAUCAAAAUACAACGAACGCAACUACACCAGUUCCACCCACCACGAAAACGACCUCAGUGACAAAAACUAUGGGAGGAUUUGCUUCAUAUUAUUGUAAUCAACAGAUAAUGAAUUUAAUCGUUACGAAAUAUUCUCUGAGCCCAAACAAUGAAACGAUUCCCAUUUCACCCAAGGAUCCGUGCACUUCAAUACUAAAACAUAUUAGUAUAGCUCAUCAACAUAAUGACUCCAGUCACAGUGCGGAAUUUAAUACCAUAAUUGAAAAGAUAAAGACGGCAAUCAAACAGGAUUGGAUAACAAACAAAAAAGCACUGUUAAUAAGGGAAUACUUGGAGUUUGAAAAAUUGCGAAAAUAUCUCGAUCAUAUUUUGGUGGGUAAGAUUGAGGAAUGCGAUAUGCGACUUGCAGUAGUUAAAAGUAGAAAGUGUUGGAACUAUUACACAAAACUGAAAGUGAUGUUCCAUAAGGCAAUGCAAGAGACGAGUGCCAGAAAACAGUAUUUAAUAGGUAAUAUAUCAAUGGUAUGCAGUGAUAACAAAGUGUGAACACAUAAUUUGUAAAUGUGAAAACAAAUAAAAUGGCUUAAGAAUUGCAAAAAAACUAACUAA
Messenger RNA from Drosophila yakuba, 34357 nucleotides. RefSeq lists its product as uncharacterized. The record is from RefSeq and is a predicted model, not a curated record. Bases 74 to 34294 code for a protein of 11406 amino acids. The transcript is spliced from 13 exons. NCBI's taxonomy places the organism in Eukaryota, Metazoa, Arthropoda, Insecta, Diptera, Drosophilidae.